Messenger RNA from Lotus japonicus, 2387 nucleotides. Its product is annotated as probable inactive purple acid phosphatase 9. Gene Ontology annotation, molecular function: acid phosphatase activity; metal ion binding. The transcript has 2 exons. Lineage: Eukaryota; Viridiplantae; Streptophyta; Magnoliopsida; Fabales; Fabaceae. The coding region runs from base 111 to 2087 and encodes 658 amino acids. The record is from RefSeq and is a predicted model, not a curated record.
UACCACCCAUUUGAGUAAGAGAAUGCUUCACGUUUCUGCAAACAAACCAUGAUUAAUGUUCAUUCAUAAUCACUUCCAACUGAACCACCCACACAUCUCCGACUCUCACCAUGUCCACACUCUCUUUCCGCCUCUUCCCGUUCCUCUUCCUACUAUCCAUCAUCUCAAACUGUGCCCCCACCCAAUCCAAACCCACCGUAUCAGUGGCCCCCACAACCCUCUCAAGAUCCGGCGACACCGUCACGAUACGGUGGUCAGGAAUCGAUUCUCCGUCGGAGCUCGACUGGGUAGGCAUCUACUCUCCUCCCUCCUCCGCCCACGACGACUUCAUCGGCUACCUCUUCCUCUCCAAAUCCCCGACCUGGCAAUCCGGGUCGGGCUCCCUCUCCCUCCCGCUCGUCAACCUCCGAUCCAACUACACCUUCCGGAUCUUCCGAUGGACCCGCUCCGAAAUCAACCCGAAGCGCCAGGACCACGACCACAAUCCCUUACCCGGCACCAGAAACCUCCUCGCCUCGUCGGAGGAGGUGGCGUUUGUCUCGGGUCGGGGACCCGAGCAGAUCCACCUGGCGUUCGCCGACGCGGAGGAUGCGAUGCGGGUGAUGUACGUGACGCCGGAGCCGAGGGAGACGUACGUAAGGUUUGGAGAGAAGGAGGGUGAUCUUGAUGGUGUGGCUCUUGCGCGUGUUGUGAGGUACGAGAGGGAGCACAUGUGUGAUGGUCCUGCUAAUGCUAGCGUUGGUUGGAGGGACCCUGGUUAUAUACAUGAUGCCUUGAUCACCAAUUUGAAGAAAGGGAAAAGAUACUAUUACAAGGUUGGAGAUGAUAAUGGUGGUUGGAGUGCAACUCACAGCUUUGUGUCAAGGAAUAGUGAUUCAGAUGAAACAAUAGCUUUCCUUUUUGGAGACAUGGGAACAGCCACACCGUACAAUACGUUUUUGCGUACACAAGAUGAGAGCAUAUCAACCAUGAAGUGGAUCCUCCGUGAUGUUGAAGCUCUAGGCAACAAGCCUGCCUUCAUCUCACACAUUGGAGAUAUUAGUUAUGCAAGAGGUUAUGCAUGGUUGUGGGACCAUUUCUUCACGCAGAUUGAACCUGUUGCUUCCAAAGUGGCAUACCAUGUUUGCAUUGGCAAUCAUGAGUAUGACUGGCCGUUACAGCCAUGGAAGCCUGAUUGGGCCAGUUAUGGAAAAGAUGGGGGUGGUGAGUGCGGUGUACCCUAUAGUUUAAGGUUCAACAUGCCUGGAAACUCUUCAGAACCCACUGGAACUGGAGCCCCAGCAACAAAGAAUCUUUAUUACUCAUUUGAUACAGGAGCAGUGCAUUUUGUGUAUUUCUCCACAGAGACCAAUUUCCUUCAAGGGAGCAACCAGUAUAACUUCUUAAAGCAUGACUUGGAAUCAGUUGACAGGAGCAAGACUCCUUUUGUAGUAGUCCAGGGGCACCGACCCAUGUACACCACAAGCCAUGAAAAUAGGGAUGCUGCGUUAAGAGGAAAAAUGCUUGAGCACUUGGAACCCCUAUUGGUGAAUAACAAUGUGACCCUUGCCCUUUGGGGUCAUGUUCAUAGAUACGAGAGAUUUAGUCCGCUGAAUAACUUCACCUGUGGUGAUAGUGUGGGUCAGAAAGCAGGGGACAAAGAAGCAUACACAGUUCAUCUUGUGAUCGGAAUGGCAGGGCAAGACUGGCAGCCCAUCUGGGAACCAAGACCUGAUCAUCCCAAUGACCCAAUCUAUCCACAACCAAAAGAGUCUCUGUACCGCGGGGGUGAGUUUGGGUACAUUAGACUGGUGGCAACAAAACAGAAGCUUCUGAUUUCUUAUGUUGGAAACCAUGAUGGCGAGGUGCAUGACACAUUUGAAAUUCUGGCAUCUGGUGAGGUAAUCAAUGGUAAUGGGGAUGGCGGUAGUGGUAGUGAUAAAGAUGGAGGUCAGAUUGUGGAAUCCACGUUGUCGUGGUAUAUCCAGGGAGGAAGUGUACUGGUCCUUGGGGCCUUUGUGGGUUACAUUCUCGGUUUCGUGUCUCGUUCCAGUAAGAAAUCUGAGGCCAGGGGUAGUUGGUCACCCGUGAAGACUGAGGAAACUUAAACAAUUUAUUGCCCCACUUUUUUAUACAGGGAUGAAGGUUUGCUCAAAAUAGAAAUUAGGGUAUGAAGGUGUUCGAUUGUGAGUAUUCCUGCUAUUUGUUUGAGUAAACAACCCUAGUUGCUACUUGAGAAAUAAUGUUUGUACAUAUUCAAAUUUUGUUGAGUGAACUGUGCCAUUUAUGGCAUGCCUUGUAGGACUUGUUUUGUAUGAUAUUCAUGGUAUUGAUAAAAAUGAGUUAGAUUAAGGAUACCACUGUAAUUAAAUUCAGAAAUAAAGUUUUUUCCCUCUCCCCUUUGUUUC